Messenger RNA from Setaria italica (foxtail millet), 733 nucleotides. RefSeq lists its product as uncharacterized. The transcript has a single exon. Bases 143 to 388 code for a protein of 81 amino acids. NCBI's taxonomy places the organism in Eukaryota, Viridiplantae, Streptophyta, Magnoliopsida, Poales, Poaceae. The record is from RefSeq and is a predicted model, not a curated record.
CCUCUCCCACCCUUCCACACCUCCCAGCUCCACCACCACCAGCAGCAGCGUGCGAGUAGCACAGAGAAGGAAGGAAGCUAGUAGGCGCGAGCAGCGGAAAGCUGUAGUAAGAACACUACACGGGGCUCGUGUUUCUGACAGGAUGGCGCACAUGAGCCGGGUGUGGGCGGCGGCCACGGUGGCCGCCGUGCGGGCGCAGCGGGAGAGGGCGCCCUCCGCCGCGGCGGCGGGGGCGGGUGCCGGGGCGCGGGACCGGCUGGCGGGGCUCGCCCCGCAGGCGGCGGCGCUGGCCGCGGCGCGGGCGGCCGCCGACGACGGCCGCAGGCAGGCCGGCGCCGACGAGUCGCUCCGCAAGGCCAUGUACCUCAGCUGCUGGGGCCCCAGCUGAGAGGAUAAGGCCGUUUUGUGAAUGUGACGGGGCGGCGGAUGGGUGGGACAGGCGGUCGGUGUAGGGGCCUCGGCCUUUGCGGAUGCUCAAUGGCCGGACCGGGCCUGCUGGGGCCUUUGAUGAACUCGCGAUCGCGAGAUGCGUUGAGGGGUUCGGUGAUUUGGGAUUAACAUCUGGGAAAUUUGUGGGAUCAUCAAAAGGGUUACUGUACUGUAAUCUUGUACAUAUGCUUCCUGUAGAUAUCGAAUGGAACUAGGGAAAAAGAAAAAAAAAUCUUUCGGCUACUUUCUCUCUGGAACUUUCGAUCGAUCAGUCAGAGCAAACGCUGUCGAGUUUGAGCGAUUA